Messenger RNA from Fragaria vesca subsp. vesca, 1725 nucleotides. RefSeq lists its product as uncharacterized. Bases 379 to 1725 code for a protein of 448 amino acids. NCBI's taxonomy places the organism in Eukaryota, Viridiplantae, Streptophyta, Magnoliopsida, Rosales, Rosaceae. The transcript is spliced from 6 exons. The record is from RefSeq and is a predicted model, not a curated record. Gene Ontology annotation, biological process: protein transport.
CUUUGAUUGAGCUUUGAUUCUUCUCCCUUAUAUACCCCUAUUUAGAGAGGCCAGCCCCAUUUUGCUAAACCUACCAUUGUUUUGCUUCACAAUCUCUCGUUUUGGCUUUCCCUCCCAAACACUCUCACCCAUUUGUAUUCUUUCUUUGUUUCUGGGUUUUUCUUGAAUGCUGAUUCUUGGCUUGACCCAUUUUCCCAAUUUCCCAAAAUCUUGGUCAUUCUUUACCUUUGCUGCAUUCUUAUAAAAAAAUAAAAAACCCAUUUUCUUGAACAAGCUCUGUUCUUUGUGUUGGUUUUUUUAACCUCCCCCAGUAGUUUUCAUCUUUCCUAAUUCACCAGCUUUUGUGAGUUUUUGUCCCAAAUUCCCAGAGACGUCAAGAUGUUUGGGUUCAGAAAGCACAAAUUCACCACUAAAUGCAAAACUGAUAUAAAGACCUUGAAGGUGAGGCUUGAGGCCAUCAAGAAGAAAAGGAACUCUGUGCUCAAGUAUUUGAAGAAUGAUGUUGCUGAUCUUCUCAAGAAUGGCCUCGACAUUAAUGCAUAUGGGAGGGCUGAGGGAGUUCUUGUUGAGCACAAUAUGACUACCUGUUAUCAACUAACGGAGAGCUUUCUCGACUGUAUCUUAAGUAAUCUUUCUCAAAUGCAGAAUCAGAGCGAAUGUCCUGAGGAGUGCAAGGAGGCUGUUUCGUCUGUAAUAUAUGCCACAGCAAGAUUUUCUGAUUUGCCAGAACUGCGUGACCUCAGAAACAUUUUCAUUGAAAAAUAUGGAGAUUCCAUACAAGCUUUUGUAAAUAAAGAGCUUGUGGACAAGUUCAAGUCAAAUCCCCCUACAAAGGAGAUGAAGGUACAAUUAAUGCAUCACAUAGCGAAAGAACACUCAAUCGAAUGGGGCUCCAAGGCUCUGGAACAAAAGCUGUUUACUCCACCUUCAACAAACAAGGUGCAGCCUCGGUAUGGAUCUCAAUGUGAUGGUGAUGAUGAUAUGUACAGAUCACAGAAGAAGGAUAAUGCUAUUCCGAAGAGAAAAAAUAAGGCUGAUGGAGACAGACGGAGCUAUGUAACUGAUGAUGCAAGCAAGUAUGCCUCUAAUGAUAAAUACAUGCUGCAUAGCAGUAGUGAUGAUGAAGCAACAGAUAUCUCCCAUGAUGGACGAAUGACUGCCUCAAGUUCAGUAGGAAGUAGAUCCGAGGAUGAAGCUGAAAAUAAGGUGCCCUCUUCUUAUAAAUUCGCUCCGCCCCCUUACUACAAACCAAAGCCUCGAAAAAGAGAAAGUGGCUUUGAGGAACCCAGGAAGGUGAAUGGUCAUGUUGAAGACAAUGCAAAACCAAGGUCAGUUAGGAAAACCUCGAAACCACAAGCAGGUUUUGACAAUCAUGGAAGUGAUCCGAGGGAUGAAAAAGAGAGAGUAAUGGAUGGGCUUUUGAUGCGUUACAGUCAGAAACAGUCACCCUAUGACUCAAGCAACAUGAAGGGACAUCUGAAACCUCGCAACAACCAAUCAGAUGAAGAUACUAAUGAAUCCACAAGGCACAGAAGCAGCAGGUCUGAAAGAAAUGUGCCCGCUGGCAGAGCGGCAUCUCUGCCACCACCAGAGCCAUCAGCUUCACCUGAACCAACAAAAAGGAGUGCUCGAGCCAAUUCCUUUCAACCAGAGUCACAUGUGCACCCAAGACUACCGGAGUAUGAUGACUUGGCAGCCCGGAUUGCAGCUCUAAAAGGAAUAUGA